Xyrichtys novacula (pearly razorfish) is the source of this 1435-nucleotide messenger RNA. Lineage: Eukaryota; Metazoa; Chordata; Actinopteri; Labriformes; Labridae. The record is from the annotation of a GenBank genome assembly.
AUGGAGGAGGAGGAGGAGGAGGAGGAGGAGGAGGAGGAGGAGCGGAGGGGGGAGGAGAGAGAGAGAGAGAGAGAGAGAGAGAGAGAGAAAGAGAGAGAGAGAAACCCGAGGUCUGGUUCUGUACAGAGGUGGAGAACGUUAGGAUGGAGAUGUUCAGAGAUGUACGAGUCUCUCUGUGUGGUUCUGCCCCCCCCCCAAUACUGUGUAUACUCUAUGGUGUAUACUUGAUGGUGUGUACUCUGUGUGUACUUUGUGUACUCUGUGUGUUUUUGAAGACACUGCCCUGAUGCUGCUGCAGCUGAUGUGUGUAAAUGUGUAUACUUCGUGUGUACUCUGUGGUGUAUACUCUAUGGUGUAUACUCUGUGGUGUGUACUCUGUGGUGUAUACUCUGUGUACUCUGUGUGUUAUGAAGAAGACGACGCUGCCCUGCUGCUGCAGCUGAUGUGUGUAAACGCGUGUGAAGACGUUCUCUUUGUUAGCUCGGUGUUCCCCUCAGGCUGGUUCUGUUCGGUAAUUAGACUUGGAUUUAAAACGGUGAAAUGAUUGUUUCCAGACUCCGACACGCAGACUAGAGUGAGUACAUUUAAAUACAAAGAGCAUAAUUUGAUUCACAUGACUCUGUGUGAACUGAACGCUGAAUAUUUCACUUUUUUUCUUCUUCUUCUUCUAGAUUUCUGGUCUUGGCAGCAGAGCGGACUGAACCCUGCGAACACCAGAACCACCGGCGGGUCUGCAGCCGGGCUCUGCUGCACAGAGAGGAAAGUUUCUCGACACUCCGGAUGAAUGGAAGGGGAAGAGUUCAGCAAAAUCUACUUUUGCUUAAAUCCUAUUCAUCUGCUGGGCACAAGGCCGGGUAAGCUGCUCCCCUGGCACCGGGUCUGUCUGAGGGGCCGUGUGGGGCCUCCGGAGCUUUAUCUCUCCUCCCUGUGCUCCUCGGGAUAAACGGCUCCACAUGGAGCCCUAAUCCCCCUCUUCACCCGCUCCGUUUUCCCUUCCUCCCCUCACAUCCCUGCUUCCUUUUUUAGGCCUCCUUUCUUCUCUCCUUCUUCCCUCUCUCCUUCUCUCCUUUCUCUCCCCAGUGUGAGUCGACUCCUCCUCUCACAGGAGGACUUGUUAAACCCCGUCCUCAGCCUCGGCCCGCUCUGCUGUUGUGCAGAACGUGUUAAUUUUAUGACACUGACGGCGGCAGUAAAAGCAAAGCCGCGGCUAAUUAUCCGGCGGUGUGAGGUGAGUGGCAAAGAGUGGGCACGCCAACGCUCGAGGUGCCUUAAUCAUUGUUUACGAGAGCGCUCAGCGGGGUUUUUGGCCGGCGCUCGCUUCUCUCCACCUUCCUCUGCGGUCCUGAACCUGCAGUUUGUCGGGACGGACGCAGCGGCGAGCGGCGAGCUCCUGGAAACAAAAGCGAUUUAUGUGGAAAAAAAGAUCUUUGAUUGA